AUGGAGGCCGAUUGGGAUGAGGUAUCGCGAAUUGCGGUGCCGCCUCCGAGCCCGCAUGUUCUCCCAACUAUCGCGACAGCUAUCGCCUUUGAUGACCUGCAGGAGCUGUUAUGGGUCGGCAAUGAAUAUGGACGAAUCACUUCUUUCUAUGGCCCUGAGCUUCAGCGAUACACCUCAGUACGAGCGCAUCCAGUGUCAGAAGGCGCCGUGCGACAAUUCCUCUUUCAUGAAAAAGGUGUUAUAUCUCUCUCAUCAAGAAGUGUUCAUAUGGUCACACGUCGAGGCCUGACCCAAUGGCAUGUCACGCACCCUGAUAUGACUGACCUUCGCUGCAUGAGCCUCACUGCACAAACAAACCGCAUCAUUGUCGCUGGUUGUCAAAAAACGAUGUUCACGGUAGAUAUUGAUAAAGGUGUCAUUGUUGACACUAUACCGACAGAUGUCAACUACACUAUAAUGAAAAGAAGUCGGUACCUUUGUUGCGCAACAGACACGGGCUCAGUGAAUGCACUCAGUUUGGCGGAUUUUAAAGUUGUAAAGACUUGGAAAGCACACGGUGCUGCUAUUAAUGAUAUGGAUGCUCGGAAUGAUUUCCUUGUGACCUGCGGCUUCUCAGUACGACAUUUGGGAGCUCCGAUUGUUGAUCCCUUGGCCAAUGUAUACGACCUCAAGACAUUGGCUCCAUUACCCCCAAUACCGUUCCAUGCGGGUGCAGCGUAUGUACGCAUGCACCCUCGAUUACAUACAACUAGUUUUGUUGCGUCUCAGUCUGGUCAACUACAGGUUGUUGAUUUGAUGAACCCCAACACCAUCAACCUUCGCCAAGCCAAUGUCAACUUCAUGUUAGGCUUGGAAAUCUCGCAGUCGGGUGAAGCCCUCGCAAUCAACGAUGCAGAAUGCUCCAUCCAUUUGUGGGGAUCUCCUAGCAAGAUUCAUUUCAACGAAAUGAGUAAAGAAACAGAGUUCGCGGAUGUGCCACCACGGCCGCCCAUAGUUGACUGGUCCCCAGAGACACCAUUGAAUAUAGUCGGGAUGCCUUACUAUAAUGAGCGCCUAUUUUCGGCUUGGCCCAGUCAUCUUGUAUUCGACAUUGGAAGCCCACCUGCACCAGUCGACCCUACUAUCAUACCUUAUCUACGACCAGCUGAGAUCGGGCACUACGCUGCGAACCCGAAGAAAGGAAGACGCUAUCAGAUCGAGAACACACGCCAAGUGGUAUCCGCAGAACCUGCUCUAGUAGCACCUAAGUUCUUGAGUGAGAAGGCUCGUGAAUCGCCACGAAGCAAAAAUGAUGGGAUCGUUGGUGACGUCUCCAAUGCAUUGGCUAGCGCGAAGAUUGGUGCCGAUGUGGAAGAGGACCCUUUGCUGAAAUACAGCAAUGUCGAAAUCAAAUAUAGCAAGUUUGGUGUUGAUGAUUUUGAUUUCAGGUUCUACAAUAAAACCUCAUUUUCGGGACUGGAAACCCAUAUUGCGAACUCCUUUACCAAUUCUCUCCUUCAACUAUAUAAAUUCAUCCCCUUGGUGCGAAACUUAGCACUACAUCACGCUGCAAGUAGUUGUUUAUUCGAAGAUUGUCUACUGUGCGAAAUGGGAUACCUCUUCGAUAUGCUGGACAAAGCGAAUGGGCAGAAUUGCCAGGCCACAAAUCUCCUCAAAGCUUUCAGUAAUUCUCGAGAGGCUUCAAAAUUAGGACUGUUGGAGGAAAACCUGACGAAUAAGGCUUUAUCUGGCGCUAUACAAUCGGUCAAUCGAUUCAUCUUGAAUCAAUUCUCAAAUGAAUAUCGAGCUGUUGCUCCUGAAUCCGAGGAACUUGACCGCAACUUGACUACAGUGGCAUCUGAAUCUGUUCGAUGUAUGUUCUGCCGGAACGAGAUUGUACGACCUGGAAACGUCUUUGCCAAUGAGUUGAUCUAUCCUGUCACGGACGCAAAGCAAGUGCGACGAACUCCACCCGUCAAAUUCUCUUCAAUUCUAAAGUCCAGUAUUGAGCGAGAAACUCAAAAUAGAGGUUGGUGUAAUCACUGCAGAAGAUAUCAGCAAGUGGCCAUUCGCAAAACAGUGCAUCGCAUGCCACCAGUCUUGAUGCUGAAUACAGGCCAUACCACGCCAUACUUUCGCCAGCUAUGGGCCAGCCCAGGUUGGCUUCCUGAAGAACUAGGCCUUAUCGUUGACAACGGUCAGCUACAUUGCUUUGAAGGCGAUACGCUUCGAAGCCGAGUCCAAAACAGAACUCCAGGGUUGGUUGUAUACGAACUUGUUGGACUUGUUGCUGAGAUCAAUAUCACCGAACAUCAAAAACCACAUCUCGUCUCAUUUAUCAAUGUGAGCAUAUCUGCCCGUCAGCCUGAAGAGAAGAGUAGAUGGCAUCUCUUCAAUGAUUUUCUCGUCACUGAAGUGAGCCGGGAUGAGGCAUUAAAAUUUACGGAUCCUUGGAAAGUGCCUAGUGUUGUGGCGUAUCAGGUUAAGAGUGCAAAACAUAAACUCGAUGAUUCAUGGAAGGACAAGCUUGACACGACAUUGUUGUUCCAUGAAUGGUCUAUGAAUGGCGGUCCACCUGUUGAGUCGUGUCAAAUACUCAAACCCGAAGAAAGACCUCAGCCUGGCACACCGGUUGCUCUCGACACGGAAUUCGUUGAUCUGGAGAAGGCAGAAAUUGACGUCAAAGCCGAUGGUUCACAAGAAAUGAUCAGACCAAGUAAAAGCGGCCUCGCUCGAGUCUCGGUUUUGAGAGGAUCUGGUUUACAUGAAGGUGUCCCGUUCAUCGACGACUAUAUCACCAUCAAAGAGACAAUCGUUGACUACGUGACACAAUAUUCCGGUAUAAAACCAGGAGAUCUCGAUCCGAGAACAAGUCAACAUAAUUUGGUUCCUCUAAAAGUGGCUUACAAAAAGUUAUGGCUACUCCUGAAUUUGGGAUGUGUUUUUGUUGGUCAUGGCUUGGCGUCGGAUUUUAGAAAGAUAAACAUCCAAGUCCCCAAAGCGCAGACUGUGGACACGCAAUAUCUAUUCUUCCAUCCUGCUAAAAACCGCCGUCUGAGUUUGCGGUACCUUGCAUGGGCAGUCUUUAAGGAAUACAUUCAAGAAGAGAACUCUGAUGUUACUGAAGGUCACGAUUCGAUAGAAGACGCCCGCAUGGCUCUCCGAUUAUGGAAGAAGUUCCAGGAAUACGAGGAUGCGGGUAUCGUCAACCAAAUACUAGAAGAGAUAUUCGCACAAGGUUUCAAACUGGGAUUCAAGCCCCCUCCUCGAAAUGGGAACUCGGCGGCACCUUCUGCUGCGGCUGCUUUGACACGACCGGGAACAGCAAUUAGCAAUAGCAAUGCCACAAAUGGAAGUGGUAGGAACACGCCUGAUGUCGCAAGUAAUGCAGCUUCUGCAACAGCAGGGACAAGCACGCCGUCUACACCGCGACAGGUAUUCAGACGAGCGAAUGCUUUGACACCGAGUAAUGGGACUUUUGGGGCGCCUGGACAGCCGGAUUUCUUUGGUGGAAGUCCGCUGCGAUGAUUUGUCGGUGAGCUAGAAACAGAGGCAAAGUGAACGAAGUUUGUCCUCUGUUCAACCAAGACUUGAUUGUCAGACCCCGUCUUGGUUGGGGACGAUUGCCCACUUCUUUAUCUGGAAAUAAUGAAACUCUAACUAGUUUCACUACAUUGACAUCCUUAUAUCUGAAACAUU
Messenger RNA from Talaromyces stipitatus ATCC 10500, 3678 nucleotides. RefSeq names its product PAB-dependent poly(A)-specific ribonuclease subunit (Pan2), putative. Bases 1 to 3507 code for a protein of 1168 amino acids. Gene Ontology annotation, biological process: nuclear-transcribed mRNA poly(A) tail shortening; mRNA processing. The transcript is spliced from 4 exons. Gene Ontology annotation, cellular component: PAN complex; P-body. NCBI's taxonomy places the organism in Eukaryota, Fungi, Ascomycota, Eurotiomycetes, Eurotiales, Trichocomaceae. Gene Ontology annotation, molecular function: protein binding; nucleic acid binding; poly(A)-specific ribonuclease activity. The record is from RefSeq and is a predicted model, not a curated record.